This is a messenger RNA of Macadamia integrifolia, 591 nucleotides long. RefSeq lists its product as uncharacterized. The transcript has a single exon. The record is from RefSeq and is a predicted model, not a curated record. Bases 1 to 591 code for a protein of 196 amino acids. NCBI's taxonomy places the organism in Eukaryota, Viridiplantae, Streptophyta, Magnoliopsida, Proteales, Proteaceae.
AUGGUUUUUCUUCUUCAAAAUCGAUACUUCAUUAUUUGUCUACCGCAAGGCCUCGGUUAUUCUCUAUUUCCUGGUGAUUUGAUCAUCACUGGGAACUCCAUAGAUGCAAUUUCAGCUCUUAUAAAGGCCUUAUCUUCCACUUUUGCAUUAAAGGACCUGGGCCCCUUGAGUUACUUUCUUGGAAUAGAUGUGUCCACCACUUCUGAUGGUCUCUUUCUUAGUCAAAGGAAGUAUACCUCUGAUCUUCUUCAGAGCUCCAACAUGAGUGGUGUUAAGCCUAUUUCCACACCAAUCUCUUCAGGUCCUCCCAUCACUUCCGAUUCUGGUAUUCCUCUAUUUGACGGUGCUGAGUAUCGAAGGGUCGUAGGAGCUCUUCAAUAUCUUACGGUAAUGCGACCUGAUAUAAAUUUUACUGUAAGCAAGGUAUCCCAAUUCAUGCAUCGCCCCACUGACAUGCAUUGGUCUGCUGUCAAAAGGAUCUUAAGAUAUCUCAAACAGUCUCUUGGUGAUGGCUUGCUAUUUCACUCAAAGUCUGACAUUACACUUACUGCAUAUUCGGAUGCCGAGUGGGCAGGGUGUCCCGAUGAUUGA